CUAGAGUGCCAAAAAAAAAAAAAAAAGUGGCAAAGAGUCUUAGGGAGAUGAGGCUAUUUUUGUUCGAAGCUGAUACUUCUGCUGAGCCACAAGUGCUGCUUGGAAAGGGCUCAGGUUGUUUCCAGGGGGAGAACUCCGUAGAGAAGAGACAAAGUUCAACAGGACAACAAAGGAGCAGCAGAAACAACCAGUAAAACGAAGACGAAGAGCCCUCACGUUUUCUGACAGAACCCCCACCAAAGUUCUCCAAUCCAUACUCUGCGAAGUGCCACUUAACUGGAACCUUUCACCUGCCUUUUCCUUCCUCUACCCACCAUGACUGAGAUCACUGCUGAAGGAAAUGCAUCUACUACCACAACAGUGAUAGACAACAAGAAUGGCUCAGUGCCCAAGUCCCCUGGAAAAAUGCUCAAGAGGACAGUGACAGAAGACAUAGUGACAACCUUCAGCUCUCCAGCAGCCUGGCUUCUAGUCAUUGCUCUGAUAAUCACAUGGUCAGCUGUUGCUGUUGUUAUGUUUGAUUUAGUGGAUUACAAAAACUUUUCAGCAAGUUCUAUUUCCAAGAUUGGCUCAGAUCCUCUAAAACUUGUACAUGAUGCUGUGGAGGAGACUACAGACUGGAUCUAUGGCUUCUUUUCUUUGUUGUCUGACAUUAUCUCAUCUGAGGGUGAUGAAGAAGAAGAUGAUGAUGGCGAUGAAGACACUGAUAAAGGAGAAAUAGAGGAGCCUCCCUUGAGAAAAAAAGAUAUGCAUAAAGAAAAAGCUGAAAAACAGGAGAAACUUGAAAGGAAAACACAAACCAAAGUUACGCACAGAGAAAAAGAAAAAGACAAAGAAAAAAUAAAAGAAAAACCUGAAAAGAAAGCAACUCAAAAGGAAAAAACUGAGAAAAAAGAAAAAUCAGAAACAAAGGCAGUUGCAAAAGAAGAGAAGAAAGUGAAGAGUAAGGAAAAGACUGAAGAGAAGACUAAAAAGGAAGUAAAAGGAGGAAAACAAGAGAAAGUGAAGCAAACAGCUGCAAAAGCAAAAGAAGUACAGAAAUCACCUAAAUCCAAAGAGAAGGAAGAGAAAGAGACUGCAGGUGUAUCUAAACCUGACCAGAAAGAUCAGUAUGCAUUCUGUCGAUAUAUGAUUGACAUGUUUGUCCAUGGGGAUUUAAAACCAGGACAAAGUCCAGCCAUACCACCUCCAUUAGCAACAGAGAAAGAUUUCAGACCUGCUCCAGCAUCACAUAAGCUUGAAGACAAAGUCACUUUUUCCAGUUACUUUCUAAAUCCUAAUGAUAAGAUCACAUCAGUUAUCGUGAAAGUUAUGGGUCUGGAUUGGGACAUGCUGCUUUCCAUAAACAUCCAAGGAGAAUUACUGAGCAGACCUGUCUAA
Molecule: messenger RNA, 1380 nt
Organism: Condylura cristata (star-nosed mole)
Lineage: Eukaryota; Metazoa; Chordata; Mammalia; Eulipotyphla; Talpidae
Gene: TRDN
Product: triadin
Exons: 11
Coding region: 316-1380 (354 amino acids)
Cellular component (GO): membrane; sarcoplasmic reticulum
Molecular function (GO): signaling receptor binding
Source: RefSeq, a predicted model, not a curated record